This is a messenger RNA of Suillus subalutaceus, 159 nucleotides long. RefSeq lists its product as uncharacterized. NCBI's taxonomy places the organism in Eukaryota, Fungi, Basidiomycota, Agaricomycetes, Boletales, Suillaceae. The transcript is spliced from 4 exons. The coding region runs from base 1 to 159 and encodes 52 amino acids. The record is from RefSeq and is a predicted model, not a curated record.
AUGUUUAUCCGCCUCUCUACUGCUUUCGUUAUGCUCUUCGGCCUGACGGCCCUUGUCGGUGCUACAGUCCCUGGCAAGCGUGACAAUGUUGCGAGGGUGGCCCAACCCGCACCUGACCUGAGCAUGCCAGGAACCCGAUCCGAACCUACCCCAAAGUAA